Penicillium arizonense is the source of this 1365-nucleotide messenger RNA. RefSeq lists its product as uncharacterized. Gene Ontology annotation, biological process: amino acid transmembrane transport. The record is from RefSeq and is a predicted model, not a curated record. NCBI's taxonomy places the organism in Eukaryota, Fungi, Ascomycota, Eurotiomycetes, Eurotiales, Aspergillaceae. Gene Ontology annotation, molecular function: amino acid transmembrane transporter activity. Gene Ontology annotation, cellular component: vacuolar membrane. The transcript is spliced from 8 exons. Bases 1 to 1365 code for a protein of 454 amino acids.
AUGAGUGUCCCCGAAGCUCCCCAUCCUAUCCCGCAGCGAUUUGAAGUCGACGACGAGGCAGAGAUGGAAAAGGUCAAGCAUGAGGAAGUGCCGGAGGAUCCAUUCGGAAAUGAAGAAUCUGGGGAAGUGAAGUAUCGUAUCAUGCCUUGGUGGCAAGCUGGAAUGCUGAUGGUCGCCGAAAAUAUCUCCCUGGGAAUUCUAUCCCUUCCAUCCGCUGUCGCAACUCUCGGAAUUGUCCCGGCAUUUCUCAUUAUCCUUGGCUUAUCUGCGAUAUCAUGGUACACCGGGUACAUCAUGGGCCAGUUCAAGCAGCGGUAUCCCCAGGUGCAUAGCAUGGGCGAUGCCGGAGAACUCCUUCUAGGGCCCAUCGGGCGCGAGGUAUUCUAUGUCGGCCAGCUGCUGUUCAUUAUCUUCUUGAUGGCCAGCCACAUUCUCACAUUCUCUGUGUUGCUUAACACAAUCACAAACCACGGCACCUGCACCAUCGUGUUUGGGGUUGUUGGUUUGAUUGUCAGCUUCCUCGGGGCCCUUCCGCGCACAGCAGAGAAGGUCUUUUGGAUGUCCACUAUUUCCGCCCUUAGUAUUUUGAUUGCCACGAUUGUCACCAUGGUUGCCAUCGGCGUUCAAGCUCCCGAUAACGUCCAAAACGAUAUUACCACAUCUCCUAGUUUUGCAGACGCCUUCCUCGCGGUGACAAACAUCGUCUUUGCCUUCAUCGCCCACGUCUCUUUCUUCGGCAUCAUGUCAGAGAUGCAGGACCCUAAGGAAUUCCCGAAAUCAUUGGCCAUGCUUCAGGUCGUGGAUACCAUCAUGUAUAUCGUGACUGCGAUGGUCAUCUACUGCUAUGCGGGCCCAGAUGUAUCAUCCCCGGCUCUAUCUUCGGCCGGUCCCCUCAUGAAGAGAGUUGCAUACGGCCUAGCAAUUCCAACAGUCAUUGUUGCCGGUGUGGUUUUCGGUCACGUUGCGUGCAAAUACAUUUACGUGAGAAUCUUCCGAGGCGAGCGCUCCCACCAUAUGCACCAGAGGAGCUUUUUGGCCACAGGAACUUGGGUCGCGAUUGGCCUGAGUACGUGGACCGUUGCAUGGAUUAUCGCAGAGUCAAUUCCGGUGUUCAAUGAGUUGUUGAGUCUGAUCAGUGCUCUAUUUGGAAGCUGGUUCAGCUACGGACUGCCUGCCAUCUUCUGGCUUGUUAUGAACAAAGGAAAGUGGGUUUCAACACCGCGAAAGAUCAUCUUGACCAUUGUGAACUUGGUAAUCCUAGCUAUCGCCUGUGCCAUUUGUGGAUUGGGACUCUAUGUCUCAGGCAAGGCCAUCAACGAGAGUUCAUCCAAGUCCAGCUGGACAUGUGCCAACAAUGCUACUUGA